AUGGCAGACAACGUGAAAACAGCAAUAGUAACAGGAGGCUGCUCCGGCAUCGGUCUCGGCCUCGUCCGCCAUCUCCUCUCCGCCCCCGACGACCAACAGUGGCGCGUCGUCCUCGCAGACAUCCGGCCCGAAGCAUACGCCGCCAUCUCCUCGAGUCUGGACCCCUCGCGGCACAUGUUCAUCCACACGGACGUCGGCUCGUGGGACAGUCAAGCUGCUCUCUUCCGCCGCGCGUACGACUACGGCGGCGGGAAGAUCGACUUCUUCGCCGCCAACGCCGGCACGGCCGAGCGCGAGCAUAUCACGCUGGGCAAUCCGUUGCAUCCCGAGGAUGUCGACGGCGAACCGACCCAGCCGAACAUGCUGUGCACCCAGGUGAACCAGAUCGCCGUCUUCUACGGGCUGAAGCUGUUUGUGCAUUACACGCGAAGGACAGCGAAGCGGCUGAAGAGUGAUUCUGCUGCUGCUGGUGCCACAUCGAACGACAACGACAACGACAACAGCAACAGCAACAGCAACAGCGGUGGUGGAACCUUCACUCCAAAGAUGGUGAUCACCAGUUCUUGUUCGGCAUUGUACCCCUUCCCGGUGGCACCCGAGUAUUGUAAGUCGGUCAGUUCGUUACUGAAGUCUCUUCUGCGGUCGAAUGUGGUUGUUGUCAACCCGCCACAAUACCACCAAGUAUACGUUGGGAUAUACUAUACUGCACAAGUCACUGCAGCUAACGAGGCUUUGUCUAUCCGUCCAGGCGCGACCAAGCACGCGGUCCUCGCCCUGACGCGAAGUCUGGGCCCCUUGUUGCAUGCCACCGACGGGAUCGGCUUGAACUGCAUCAUGCCGGCCUACGUGGCGACGAACCUGACACCGCAGGAAGUCACCGACCUGUGGCCCCAGGAGUGGAUAACCCCCAUCGAGACGAUGCUGCGCGCCUACGACGAGUUAACUUCCCCCACCGGCGCGGUGAGAGACGACGGCAAAAGCGACGGCGCAAACGGCACCGUCAAGACGGGCCAAUCCGUCGAAUGCGUCGUCGACAAGUUAUUCUACCGCCAGCCUGUCGCGUACGCGGAUGAAAGCCAACGGUUCCUGAUCGAGCAGGCCGUUGACAUGAACGGGGUAUGGUGGCAAGGCAUGCGCGCGCGGAUGGAAUCGCAGAUCAAGCAGGGCAGGGAUGGCGGCAUGGUCUAUCAAGCCGGCGAGGGCGCUUAG
Molecule: messenger RNA, 1209 nt
Organism: Cladophialophora carrionii CBS 160.54
Lineage: Eukaryota; Fungi; Ascomycota; Eurotiomycetes; Chaetothyriales; Herpotrichiellaceae
Exons: 4
Coding region: 1-1209 (402 amino acids)
Source: RefSeq, a predicted model, not a curated record